Pelobates cultripes (western spadefoot toad) is the source of this 41565-nucleotide messenger RNA. Lineage: Eukaryota; Metazoa; Chordata; Amphibia; Anura; Pelobatidae. The record is from the annotation of a GenBank genome assembly.
AUUCAAGCAAUGGUUAACUAGUUAAGAUAAUCGGAAACAAAAGCUGUACAGCGUCCUGCUAAAAAUAAACUUACAAUCUAGAUAAAUUGAGUAAACAAGUAAAAUAGUUAUAGAGCUACAUAUCCAAAAGGGAACAUAUGAAGUAAAACAAGCCGCAAAGUAGCACAGAAAUAUAUGGUACUACAAAUCAUUACUAUGGAAAGAAUCAAUAGUUUCUUUAUUAAAGAUUAAAAUCUGAUAGCUACAGAGGGCACUUUAAGUCAAAUGUUGGCCAUCCAAACAUUCACCCUUGUGCCUUUCUGCCAUUUAAAUCCUAAAGAAAAUAAAAGCUUCCAUUAUCACACGCUGCUCUACGUUUACCUUUCAUUUGUUAGAAGUGAUCAAUAAAGAUGCAUUUAUGGCUGGAAUGGAAUCAACCAUGAUUUGCCAAAGCUUAAUUUAGCAAAGUAAAAAAAAAAGUCAACUAAUGCAUUGUAAAAUAAUAAUAUAGAUCCAAAUGCAAAACCAAACGAUAAAUUUUACAAUUAGGCAUUUUAGGUUCUGAAUCAGUGGAUACGCUGCUGCAACUUGUUCAUAUAGUGGUCAUGCAAAAUUCCUUUUAAACAUGUUAGAAAAUUGGUCUUUGAACUCACUUUUUUAUAAUGAUACAUUUGGCUUAUUGACCGUUGACAAUAACUAAUAAUACAUUUAAAACACAGCUUGCUUAAUUGUUGACGCCAUUUCUAAACUCAUUACCAUUGUAAAUCUUUAACCAAGUGAACAGGCUCAGCCAGUACAGGUUAAUUUCAAGCCAUCACCUGCUAACCAAUCCCUAAUGAAGGACAAGUGACUCAUAGAACACAAAACCAGAACCGGAUGAGCCUGUUUAUUGUGAAUCAGUGUGGUCAAUCAUUUCUAACACAUCAUCACUUCAUUCACUCACCUCUUCCUUACAUAGUGAGUAUGAAUGCUGCUUCACCUGCUUUCAGCUCAGGGUGACCAAACAGCGAGGGGGAGCUGAUCCAUGUCUAACAUGGCUAUGAAGAUGGACAAUCAAACCAAAAUGACAGCACUCUAAUAACUGUCAAAGACAGCCUGGAAUGGCUUUGCAGUCUAAGUGGUGGAUGUCACUCAUCAAACUGAAAAAACAAAAAAACACCAAGGCCUGGGGAGAUUGAUACAUAGUUCCAAGCUGUAAUUAUAGGAGUAACAAUAGCUAGUAAUUCCUUACAGACUACAUGGAAAAAUGUCUGACGAGUCUUCUCUUCUAAAACAUUUCCAAAGUUCAUCCCAAACCACUCGUUAUAGCCAAAGCAAGAUGUAGAAAGUGCAAAGUGUGAUCUAGUCAGGAUGUGCGCCUCCAGGUAAUAAACCCUGAUAUAUAUUAUUUCUUUAAUCUGUCCACUAUUUCCAUAUUCUCUUCUUCUAGUUGGGUCUUAUGGGGAUCCACAACCUUCCCUGCUUUCAUUUUCACUUUACAUUUCCUCCUGCGUUUUCUUUUUGCUUUUGUAAGAAGUAGUCACAUGUAUUUAAAACAAAAUGCACUUGCUGACUCUAUUACUGCCUCCUCCAGGUUUUUCAGUGGCCUCGGGGUGGGGGGUAACAGGGAGGAACAAGCUGAGCUUUGUAAGCGGUGCUCCCCGGGCCAAUCACACUGGUGCUGUGAUUAUCUUACGCAAGGACAGCGGAAGUCAACUUAUUCCAGAGGUCACUUUAUGGGGAGAGACCCUGGCUUCAUCCUUCGGAUACUCAGUUGCUGUAGAGGAUUUGAACAACGAUGGGUAAGCUGAUUUUAUGUGAACAAUGUAAACCGUUGACAUGUUCGUUUUUACCUUCUGUUUACAAUGGUAAAGAGCUUGAAGGAUCAGUAUGGUCAAAUUAGUUCUGGAUUAAGCAGUAUGAGACAGAAAAACACAAAACUUUGUAGGCCAGUACAAAUUGUUAAAACAUUUACCAUAGACACAGAUAGCACAAAGAAAAUCCGCCAGAUAUUGAUCAAAGAGUUUUUUAGAUACAAGUAGUGGCGAAGCAAUCCAAAGCAAUACAUUUUCAUUUCCAAACAUUUCAGCAAUGCUAAGGCGUGUGCACUGCUAAACAGUGAAAAGCAUGACAUGUGGCAUAAUGUGAAUAUCACCAUUACAACUAAGUUAUUUGUUAAGGAAAGAGAAAAACAGUACCAUUCAAAAAAAUAAAAAGAAUGAAAGUUUUUAGAAAAACAUGUAACGCAUCAGAGCAUUAGUUCACAAAAACAUGUCUAUACAAAUAAAAAUGAAAGAAAAUAAAUAAAUAUGUCCCGGUUGAUUCAGUGUUUGUAGUCUGCAACCUCCAUGAAUUGGUUGGGCAGUGCAAAUGGCCAGCUAAAUUUCUGUUCAUUAAAUGCCUUAUUCCCUUAAAAUGGACUUAUAAGAUCACUUGCAUAUUUGAGAAGAGAAUGCCAAAUGUUUAUCCAUGAGUAUAGAGUUGAUUGAUUUUAUACUGAUUACCUUUCCUGGCUUGUGAUAAAGUAGAUUUUUUAAUAAUAAUAAGAGGCAAAGCAGUUUAGACAUGGAAAAUUGCCAUAUAUGGUUUCCCAUAGAAUAACAUUCUCUUCCGUAGUAAUAAUCUGAUUUAACAAAUCUUUCUGUCACAUUUUUAAGAUGUUUUCAAGUGUUCCUAGAUUCUGUACUCAUUGUUGACCUUAUUCUCCCCCUAAGUAGGUUUUUCCCAUCCCUUUCCUCCAUUUUUUUACAUUCAUGGAUUAACAAAUCUUUCAUAUGAAUUAUUUUUAAAUUAGUAAUAUCAUAUAUCUAAUUACAUCUCCCUUUAACUGGUUCUAUCCAUUUCACUACCACUGUUUUCUUAUCUCAUCUUGUCUGAUAUUAAUUUAUUAGAGGAAAACGCUUUCUCUUUUUGAUUAUGUAAAAUAAAUACAAAAUAAGAGAUUGUAGCCUUGGUGUGUGUUCGUGUGCAAAGCAUACAUGUAAACACUUCUAUUCAGUAUAUCUCCUGGCUUAUCCUUCCUUCAUGGAAGCAGCAUUUUGAAGUCCUCAUAGGUUCAAAGCACAGUUUAUUUGACAAAGAAAACUGUGCAGAUAGAACUGGUAUGAUUUCAUGAGUAUGACAUCAUGAUGAAGUAUCGAGUAUCUUAAAAAUGCAUGCUGGCUGUUUUCAGACAUUCAAAUUUGACAAGGAAGAUAAGUGGUGCUUCUAACGAAAAACAAACAGUUAAAAUGGCUGCUUCCACAGAGCAAUGGUAAACUAGGAGAUUAACUAAAGACAUUUAUUAACAAACAACACUACAAAAUAAUAGACCAAUACGCUAUAUAAUAAUAAUAAAAAUGACCAUUUGCCUUUAACAUUGCUUCAAGGAUAGGUAUUCUUAAACAAAAUACAUUUAUUUUCAUAUGUGGGAUUAUACAGAGAGGCAAGAAUGUCUAUAUCCAGGGGCUAUCCAAAAUAUUUGGUAAUUCAAGACUGUGAAAUGAAUGACAUUAUGACAAUCUCCUUGAGAACAAAAUACAAAAAGACAUGACAUUUUUUGUUUCUGUGUAGCAUAGCAGUAUGGUUGGUUGCUUGGUUUGGGAAAGCCUGGUACAUAUUAAAACACCUGUCCUACAGUGGACUACAGCUGGAAUUGUGUCCAUUGAAAUUGAAUAUAUCAUUUAUCAUAGAUAAAUUAAUGUUGAAAAGUCCCCUUUGGGCACAGAAACCUGAAAUAUCACAUGUACACAACCAUCCCAGAGUUCCUAACUUGAGCACAGACAGGUAUGUUGUUUCAGACUUCAACUUACAUUUCUGCAGGUAGCCUUAAAAAUGGGCGCUGAGCAUUAUUCAGCCUGCUAAGUACCACAUUAUUGCUAUUACUCUAAUGAUCGUAGAAGUGUGUAGCCCCAUUCAUUUGGAUGUGCGCCGCUGGGUUUUAUAAUUUUAUCUUUUUAAAAAGGCAAAGAGCCACAUGUAACAAAAACCGUUACAUGACUCAUAAUGCUUUUAUCUGACUGAGAAGGUGCUGUUUUCAGGAUGUAUAAAAUACGUGUAAGCGAUACUAGUCUGGUAUACACCUCCUUAGGUAUAUAAAAAAAAAUGCACAACCUAUGUACACCUUUUCAUGCAAUGCUUUUGGUUUAUACAAUAUGUCCAUGGAUGUAUAAGAUUAUAUGUUUGUCACUACUGCAUUUACAAAAAUAAAGAAUUAUAAAACAAUAAAAAUAAAAAGGCAAAGAGCUACAGGAAAUUUUGUCACACUGACUGACAUUUGUUUUUAGAAUUCUUUGUUUCUUCUUGUGGAUGUCCACAUCUGCUUAAAUAAACAGGACAUUGGAGAAUAUUACAUCUGACACAUAAUCUAUGAAACAUAAAAGUCACAGCCAACCCAGGAAACAUGCAUGCACAUACACUGUGCCUCUCUUUUAUAAUCCAAUAAUAAAAUACAAAACUAAGGAGAAAAAAGGAAAGGACAACAAACAAAAGAAAAAAAUUGAUUUAUUUGUAUUCAUUUACAAAACUAAAGCUCAACAAUGUAUAUAUUGUAAUUUAAACAAACGUAACUUACAAAAUAUAUAAAUAUUUUAAAUCCCUAUUAAAUCAUGUUUUUCUUCCAACCACUAUUUAGUUGGACAGACGUGCUGGUGGGUGCCCCUAAUUACUUUUCACGCAAGGAGGAAAUCGGUGGUGCGGUUUAUAUCUAUAUGAAUAAAGAUGGGAAACUGGACAGCUCUCCUCCUCUACGGCUUAAUGGGACUGAUGGCUCAAUGUUUGGAAUUGUUGUCAGUAGCUUGGGAGACAUGAACCUGGAUGGAUACAAAGGUUGUACAUCACAAAGCAAUAAACUCUACUGAUUGAAAUUUUGAACCAAAUUGCUCAGUUUGAUUACAACAGUCAAAAAUAAUGAAUUCAACUGUUGACCUUAUUAUCCUCAGUUUGUGCAUAUUCAUUUUGCCUUCAUCAACAACAUGGAGUAUAAUAAUUCAGCUAUUUGUAUAAUAAUUCAUCUGAGUUUAAUCUGUAAAGUGAAAUUAACUCAUAAGCAGGUUUGAAGAUUAUUUUAAGAUUUUAAUUGUAAUUUCAGAACCUAAUAGUGCCACUUGCUGCAAAACCCCCAAUCAGAAACACAUUAUCUACUCUAUCUGCUACUAAAUAAUAUAUGUGGUCAUACGGGUGCCUAAGCUAACCUUUACAUGAAAUAAAAAAUCCUCUAAAAUUCUGGAUCCAGAACUCUAUACAACUAUACAUAAUUUUCUCUGCAAAAUCUUUUCAUUUUUGCCAGCGCUGCAAAACUCACUAUAUGCGUAUCUCUAAUGAUGCAGCCAUAUUUGUUUAAAUAAAUAUAAGGAUAAGGCAAAACUUUAAUGUCUAUGCAACAGUCUGUUACAUUUUAAAAAUAAAAAUUGGCCAAUUUGAAAUAUUGUUUGCAUGUCUAAUUGUUUUAUUUCUUUAAAUGCAGAUAUUGCCAUUGGAGCACCAUUUGAUGAUAAUGGCAAAGUCUUUAUUUAUUUUGGGAGCCGAACGGGAUUAAUAACGAAACCAGCACAGGUAAAAAAAUAUAUAUAUAUGAUAGGUCUGAAUAAAUAAUCUGCACACACAUUGCUGUUUUGGUAGACGGAGAAUGGAGUACCAAAGGGACUGGGAAAUAGUAUAGUCUGAGCAGUGUCGUACAUACCAGGGUCGCAGGAGUCGCGGCUGCGACCGGGCCCGGCCCACCAGGGCGCCCGGCCGCCCCUGCGACCCGGUAUGUACCCACAGGGCCAGCCUCUUCUCCUGGGGGGCUUCCUCUUCAGCUCCCUCGCGCGCCGCAUAGGGAUGCCGGCGCCGGAAGAUGACGUCAUCUUCCGGCUCCGGUAUCAGUGCGGUGCGCGAGGGAGCUGAAGAGGAAGCGCACAGAGGAGAGUGCUCCCUCGCGCGCCGGCCACCCACCCAGACAGCCCGCCUGCCCAGCAACACCACUGGACCCCAGAGAAUCCCCCCAGCACUCCAAAAACUAAGGAGGCUGGGGGGAUUAAAUUUAAAAAAUAAUGUGUGUGUGUGUGUGUGUGGGUUAGUGUGUCUGUUAGUGUGUGUGUGUUUGUGUGUGUGUGUUAGUGUCUGUGUCAGUGAGUGUGUCUGUUAUUGGGUGUGUUUCUGCUAGUGAGUAUGUUACUGUGUGUGUCUGUUACUGAGUGUGUUUGAUGUCUGUUAGUGAGUGUGUGUUUGUCAGUGAAAGUGUAUGUUUUGUAAGUGAGUGUGUAUGUAUGUCUUUCGCUGAGUGUGUCUCUGUCAGUAAAUGUGUGUGUCUGUUAGCUAGUGUGUAUGCGUCUGUUCAUGAGAGUGUGUGUGUGUGUGUGUGUCUUCAGCCUUUACCUUUCUCCAGCGUCGGACUCCCUUGGCGCUGGGGAUCCCUCCGCCUCUCAGCUCCGAAUGCACAUGCGCGGCAAAAGGCGCGCGCACGCAUUUAAACCGCCCAUAGGAAAGCAUUACUCAAUGUUUUCCUAUGGACGUUCAGUGUCUUCUCACUGUGAUUUUCACAGUGAGAAUCGCGGAAGCUCCUCUAGCAGCUGUCAAUGAGACACCCACCAGAGGCUGGAUUAACCCUCAGUGAAACAUAGCUGUUUCUCUGAAACUUCUAUGUUUUCAGCUGCAGGGUUAAAACUAGAGGGACCUAGCACCCAGACCACUUCACUGAGCUGAUGUGAUCUGGGUGUCUGUAGUGGUCCUUUAAGUGUGUGUGCAUACCGCGGUCCCAGGGUUGCAGCCCUGCAACCCCUGCGACCAGGUGCCCACCGCCAUGUGUUGCGGCCCCGACCCGCGCCGAGUUAUUCGGCGCGCGCGGGGAUCCACGGAUCAAUUUUCGCACCGGGGCCUCAUGGGUCAUGUGUACGCCACUGAGUCUGAGUGAAGUGUCAGCUGUCUUCCAGACUCUGACAGCACUAACAGGACCCCUGACGUGCCAGGUCGGGCAAAACGCGCGCGCCAGGGGUCCUGUUAGUGCUGUCUUGACUGAUUUUCUAACAGCACACAGACUUGCCACCGUGCUUAUUUCUUAUUUUUUCCACUCACCUACGGAGCUGUCAUGCUCGUUUGUAUAGGGAUUUUGUGCUUCUAGCCUAGUGUGGGAUUAGCAAUAGGUGCCCUUGAAGGCACGGGAGGAAAGUUUCAGAGCUGUCUGCUUACUUUAGUUGCAUGUAAUUAAUUUGCUUUAGUACUUGCUUUCCUGGGAUUGAAGGGGUAUUAUUUAUAGGUGCAUUUGAAGGCACGGGUAGAUAACUACUGAGUGCCUGAUAUUGAAAGCAUUACCAGCAUUAGGUGCCUGUUAAAGCACAUGAAGCAAAGUGCUGAGUGAUUUUACAAGAAAUAUGGAUCGAAUUUGAUUACCUCAGACCCUCCUAAUGUCUCAGCACCACCAGUCUGUUAUCUAACUCUAGCAAUUCCAAUGAACAUGACCCAUUAGUAAUUAGAACACAACCAUGGGGGCAUUGUGUAACCCCCUUCCAUAUAGUCAGAUAACUAUAUGGUGAUUUACUUAUGGUUAAGUAUAACUUUUGCUCUGACUAAGAAUUUCGUUGUUUUCCCCCCUUCCCUUCUCCCGCUAUUGACAUUCCAUUGCUUCACCGAUAUAUUGAGACAUUUACCCUGGCACAAACGUGUGCAUGGGUAUUCCCUUUAAUUAUCUGCAGUUUUUUCACAUUAUGAUCCCUCAACAGGUAGUUUUGGAUAUAUUUACUGUUGAUAGUUUUGAGUAAGAUAGUAUUCACCGCACUCGGUGAUUAUUUGACGAUACUAUCCACUUACCUACGUUAUACCUGUUGAUGAAUACACUUUUGUACACGAGCACCACUGUAUAUAAGUUUUUUCACAUUGGGUUAUUUUACUAUGUAAUUUUACUAUUUAAAUAAAAUGUAUUUAUUUUCUUUAUUUUGGUUCUGAGUCUGGAAGACAGCUGACACUUCACUCAGGCUAUACUAUAUCCCAGUUCCCUUUGGUUCUCCAUUCUCCAUUCUCCGUCUACCUUUAUAGUUUUCACUUUGGGGUUACCCCUUGUUAUUAGAGUACUAGUUGGACUACUGGCUUGUUCUUAUCUUUUUCUUUUCACAUUGCUGUUUUGUUCUACAUGUAUGUGUUAGCUAUGCAUCCCAUGUUUCAAAAAAUAGUAUUUAUUUCAUAACUCAUUAAUGAAGGCUUCAAAGCUUUCACGAUAAGCACACAUCAUUUUGUGUUUUAACAGGUUAUGUCUGCCUUUUAUCUUAUAUAUAUAUAUAUAUAUAUAUAUAUAUUUCUUGACUUGAUUCUGUUGUACUCCAUAGUAUAACUCUUUUCAUUCUUAUGUGCAAUCUCAUUUAGCAAAUCCCAUAUCUCUUGUCUUCCUUUCCACCACUCUCCUUUUAUUGUGUAAGGUUUUGGAUGGAAUUGGAGCUGGAGUGAGGACGUUUGGAUACUCACUCUCUGGAGGACUAGAUAUUGACGGAAACUCAUACCCCGAUCUUGCAGUAGGAUCCCUUUCUGACACAGUGGUCCUAUACAGGUGAGUUUGAGUGUUUAAUUAAAGGGACACUAUUGUUACCAGAACAACUACAGCUUAAUGUAGUUGUUCUGGUGAGCAUAAUAGUUCCCUUCAGGUUUUUGUCAUGUAAACACUGCCUUUUCAGAGAAUUUGGCUGAAUUUUCCUCAUAGAGAUGCAUUGAUUCAAUGCUUCUCUAUGAGGAGGUCCUGAUUGGCCAAAACGGCAUUUGGUCCUGCCCUGUGCCGAUUUUAGCCAAUCAAAUGCUUUUUCUAUGGGAAAGCAUUGCAUUGGCAAAAAAUCGACCAUUUUGAUGAUAUCACAAAGGGGGCAGAGCCAGCGCCGGUGGACCCACGCGGCGCUGGAAAUAAUGUGAGUUUUAAACUUUUAUAGGGGGACAAAAGGGGGGCAAGCCACCUAAAUGGUGGGUUAAACACUAUAGGGUCAGGAAUACAUGUCUGUGUUCCGUACCCUAUAGUGUUCCUUUAAAUACAAGAUUGUUUUACAAGUUCUGAGAAAUCUGGCUCGAUCACAGUGUUUAGGUUUGAUCACAAUGUUCACCAUUCUGAUGUCUUCUCAUGAACAGCAUUACGACAAUUAGAUAUGUUGUGUUUUUUCCUUGUCUUUCCUUGUUAACAUAUAAAAAAAACUGUCUUUACAUUGUAUGAUUAUAUUUAUAUUUGUUGAAUUAAAGUAUAGGAAAAAUAUUGCUUAAAAUUGAGAUGUGUGAAUGGUUGACCUGUAGAACCAUGUAAUCAUACAUAUUUAUGAUUAGAAUCCAGCGCAAUGCAUAUAAAGCUACAAACUGUUAUAUAUAUAUGCAACUUGAUAACUAGUGGUUAGAAACUAGACUAUACUCUCCACAGACUCUGUCUAGGCUGCAUCAGACAAUAAUUAGCUCAAAUUUGUGAGGAUAUUUAGGGGGUGAUAAAUAUUAAAAAUAAUAUUUCCAUAAAAAUUAUCAAAAAUUAAUUGAAUAAUUGUUAUUAUAUAAAAAACUGAUAAAUUGGCACUGUUCCCCUUUAUUAAUUAAAAAUUAGAGCUACCCACUAUUUUUUAACUCUUAUCGACCCUGGAGUACAUUUUAUUAGAGGAUUUGUAUUUCACACAUUAAUCACAAACUAAUUAUAAAAAUAUAAUUGAUUGUGACAAUAAUAAUAUUAUGCAACAUGCGUGACAAUAAUCAGUGAAUAUUUAGGUAUAACUUAAUUGUACAAUAUGGCAAUGGUUUUGACACAAUUACAGAUAGCUCAAUAGCAACAUCUCCACAUAGAUGCAAAUUUCAACAAGAUUUACGACUAGAGAAUUUCUUUGAAAUCAGCUAUGCAAUUCUUAACACAGAACACAGCAUCUCACAGCCUCACACGACAGCACACACCGCAUAUGGCCGUAAAAACUUUUCUCUGUCUGUCUGAAUCACACUGAAUUAACUCACUCACUGCUGACUACAAUUCUCGCGGGCAAAAUACCUUUUAUAUUGCAAUGACAAAAUACAAUAUUUCUCAUACCAGAUCAGUUAAUCAUUCCUUCUCAUCCAAUAACCAAUAAGAAUAAUUCUAACCAGAUUUUAUGUUUGCAGAAUUUUAACUUUCCUAUUUAAAGACUAUCCCUAAAUCCAGAUAAGUCAAUAUCUCUGGUUAAUAGAUGAUAUGCUAUUUUUGGCAAAUUACCAGUAAAUAUAUUGGUUUUUAUUCCUUCUGCAGUAAGGAACUUGGAACAGUAUAUUUCAUUAGCUAGCUAUGAUUUCAUAAUAGUUGAAAUCUGACCAGCCUUUUUAUCCAGGUAUAUUUCUGUUUUUAGUAAAAUUAAUUAUUUCAAAUUAAAUUAAAUUAAAUUACAUAAAACCAGCAUAAUUACCAGUUUCUUUUUGUAGAAUUUCCUUUAGGCUUGGAGAUAUGUUCCAGAAAUUGUGAAUGCAAGUUUGAAUAAGAAUUGUGGGAAAUAAGAAUUUCAAAGUUAAGUGUUAGUUGGAACAGAUACAGAAAGUUAGAUGUGUCAGCCUUUUUGCUCCGAUCUCAGACCCAAGAUCCUCCUCUCUCCUUUGUCCUUAAUUUUUAAAGGAGAAUCUUUACAUCAUUAGUUUCAAUGACCAAUCGAGUAAGGCAGGCGUGUCUUCCCUACAGGCUAUCAUCUAGAUUUUGGUCAGUAGAUGGCGUGAUAGCACCACAAGAAAUUCUUGUCAGGAAUUCCAAUUAUUUGUGUAAGGGGUUAACUGAAUUUCGUGAUGCAGCUGACUUCAUUUUUUGUUAUCUUUACGAUACCCGUCCAUAAAAGACCUGUCAGUCUUCAAAGUCUUUUCUCAGCCUGACUGUCUCGUUUUGGUCCAUAAAAUUAGAAUUUUGACACAUCUAGCCUUGGUUUCACCUUCUUAAUACAAUGGAACUUUGUAGCAGAUCCUUAAUAUUUAAAAAGUAAAAUUAAUUACUUUUAAUGUUAUCUGUCAUUUGUAAUCCUUUGUCUUGUUUCUGUUUGAAACUAUGUGUGUAGCACAUAUUAAUAUGACACAUGUGAUAUAUAUAUAUGUCUUUUACACACAUUCAGAUUGUGUUAGUUUAAUAAUAUGACAUUUCUUCAUUGGCAUUCUAUCCAUGAAUAUUCAAUAUUAUUAAUAUAGGUACUAUUUAUAUAUAAUUAAAUAUAAUUAUAGUUAGUUAUAUGUGGAUAUAUAUAUAUAUAUACAUAUAUAUAUAUAUAGAGAGAGAGAGAGAGAGAGAGAGUGUCUACUAUAUAUAUGUGUUUCUGGGCUGUUGUUUUUGCUUUUCAACCCCCUUCUUGUAGAGAGUCUUAACUCUGGCCAGUGUUUACAUUAGACGCAUUCCUUUGCACAGGGUUGAAUGAAUAGAAUACACAGAAGUAAAAAUGUGUCUGUUUUUGCAUUGUGAUACAAAAUGGAGUCACCUCUGCUUCAAUGGUGAUUUACAGUAUACAUUUUUAAUUUCUAUCUUAACACAAAAUGUCUGCCAGUGGAAAUAUACUGACACAUUGUAAUAACAAAAUUGUAUGUCGUGCAUGUCUCCUAGCUGAACACAAAGAGCUAAUAUAUAUAUGCAAUAAUGAACUGGGGCCAAAAGUUGGCCAUUCCAUUAUUUUUACCUUGGAGGGCAGUUUUCUCUCCUCCUUGAUGUGAGUGGACGCAGUGUGGGCAGUUAUAGAGGGUUACUGCUUACUACGUGGCCCACUGGUAAUUCAGCUCUGGAGUACAGUAGAUGAGUUUAGACCAAGGAAGUAGUGUGGACCUCUAUACUCCCUCACGAAGUUGCAUAGGACCUUAUAAACAUUUGCCUAGUUUUCCAAUGGACAGUCCAGGCCUGCAUGUAUACGGUGUUUCCUGUUUACCAGCAUAGUGGUGGCAACCUUUAGGAUUAAGUCUUACAGAUUCAUAACCUGUGCUGAGUUAGUCUUUCACCAUAUCUUCAUCUGAUUCAGGUCACGCAAUGUUAUUCGUCUCCACAAAGAUGUCACCAUUAACCCACAACAAAUUGACUUGGAGCAACAGACUUGCAAGCAUACUAAUGGGAUCUGGUGAGUGCAUAUCAGUUUAUUGAAAUAAUGUCCAUGUUGCUGCAUUUCACUAUCUUCUCAUCUCAUUGCUUUCUCAACCCUUUAUUUUACGCUAAUCCUUUUUAUAACUUAGAUAAAAAAUGCUCAUCUUUAAAUCAAUGCUGAGUAGUUUAUUUUGUUUUAUGCUAUGUUCUACACUUAUACAAAUAGCACACAAUAAAUUAUUAAUUAUAAACCUAGUACAUCAGUGAAUUUAUAGUGCUUAAAGUGUCAAUGUGGGUGGAAAACUUGCUUCUUAAUUUUGUAUAAUAAGUUUAACUCAUGAUAUUAAUUUUUAUAUUUUUUGUUUUUCAUUUUAUACAUUUAUUAUUUUCUUUUUAAUCCCAGUCAUAAUUAAAGUAUCCAUGAAUAUUAAUACUGUCUAAAACCUCUCUGUACUCUUUUUUUCAGUGUGGACUUACGAGCAUGUUUCAGCUACACUGCACAACCCCAAACAUACAAUCCUAGGAUUAGUAAGUAUGCCACUUCAUGCUUGCUGAACUACACUGAGUUUGUGCUUUGACCCGGUUGUGUUCCAGAUUAUACCAUUCGUUUCUACUUGUAUAGUCGUAUGUAAUUUUCUCAUGAAAUAUGUGUGAUCUUACCCAUUUUUAGUUGGUUUAACCCCUUAAGGACACAUGACUGAAAUUUUCCGUCAUGAUUGCCUUUUAUUUCUGAAGCUGUGUCCUUAUUAAAUGUGUCAGGGAUGGUUGAAAAAAAAAGUUGUACUUUAUUACAAGUGGUGCAGAAUCACUUCAUGUGCACAAACAACAUUCCACUCCAAAUAGUUCUGCUUCACCGUCAAAUCUAAUAAGUACAUUGAUUCUCUUACAGUCAGCAGUACCUUAAUGACCAAACUAUGAAUAUAAAAAUGGAAACAUGUAUACCUCUGAAACAGAAUUUGUUUUUUACAAAAAAUAUGUACCAUAUAUUAUAGGUAGCCACUGAACAGAAGAAACACUUUCUGUGUGCUCAAAGCCUGAAUGUUAAUAUAAACUCAAUGACUAAGGAGAUGAAAACAUAAAGACAUAUAUGAGAGAACAGAGGUCUUCUUGCAAUUAUCUCAUGUUGCGCAAUGAUGUAACAGCAGAGUGAUACAAACCAUAGCAAGAGAGAUAGGAUAAAAAAUACAGAUUUUUCAUACACUUCCUGUAUACGUUCUCUAUUAGGAUUAUGAAACAUCUAAAUAAGAGUAGAAAAAAACCAAACAACAGAGUUGUCCAUCCAUUCAGAAUUAUAAAACAUAACUUUUAUUAGAUAUUAAAACCAACUUGCCAAAAAUCAUACCAUACAGUACAAUAGUUAUAAGGCGAUGUCAGUCACAGGAGAAUAAUAUAUCAUGCUGCUACUACAUGAACCAUCAAUAAAGGACAGAAGGAGAAUAUAUAAAGGAAAAAAAAUAAUCAAUAAAUGAAAUAAAAGUAAUUAUGAAUUAAUACAGGAUAAAUACACUGUGUAUACAAAGUGACUCAAUAUAUAGUUACGCCAGUAAGAUUAUUAAGUAAAUACAGGGAGUGCAGAAUUAUUAGGCAAGUUGUAUUUUUGAGGAUUAAUUUUAUUAUUGAACAACAACCAUGUUCUCAAUGAACCCAAAAAACUCAUUAAUAUCAAAGCUGAAUAUUUUUGGAAGUAGUUUUUAGUUUGUUUUUAGUUUUAGCUAUGUUAGGGGGAUAUCUGUGUGUGCAGGUGACUAUUACUGUGCAUAAUUAUUAGGCAACUUAACAAAAAACAAAUAUAUACCCAUUUCAAUUAUUUAUUAUUACCAGUGAAACCAAUAUAACAUCUCAACAUUCACAAAUAUACAUUUCUGACAUUCAAAAACAAAACAAAAACAAAUCAGUGACCAAUAUAGCCACCUUUCUUUGCAAGGACACUCAAAAGCCUGCCAUCCAUGGAUUCUGUCAGUGUUUUGAUCUGUUCACCAUCAACAUUGCGUGCAGCAGCAACCACAGCCUCCCAGACACUGUUCAGAGAGGUGUACUGUUUUCCCUCCUUGUAAAUCUCACAUUUGAUGAUGGACCACAGGUUCUCAAUGGGGUUCAGAUCAGGUGAACAAGGAGGCCAUGUCAUUAGAUUUUCUUCUUUUAUACCCUUUCUUGCCAGCCACGCUGUGGAGUACUUGGACGCGUGUGAUGGAGCAUUGUCCUGCAUGAAAAUCAUGUUUUUCUUGAAGGAUGCAGACUUCUUCCUGUACCACUGCUUGAAGAAGGUGUCUUCCAGGAACUGGCAGUAGGACUGGGAGUUGAGCUUGACUCCAUCCUCAACCCGAAAAGGCCCCACAAGCUCAUCUUUGAUGAUACCAGCCCAAACCAGUACUCCACCUCCACCUUGCUGGCGUCUGAGUCGGACUGGAGCUCUCUGCCCUUUACCAAUCCAGCCACGGGCCCAUCCAUCUGGCCCAUCAAGACUCACUCUCAUUUCAUCAGUCCAUAAAACCUUAGAAAAAUCAGUCUUGAGAUAUUUCUUGGCCCAGUCUUGAUGUUUCAGCUUGUGUGUCUUGUUCAGUGGUGGUCGUCUUUCAGCCUUUCUUACCUUGGCCAUGUCUCUGAGUAUUGCACACCUUGUGCUUUUGGGCACUCCAGUGAUGUUGCAGCUCUGAAAUAUGGCCAAACUGGUGGCAAGUGGCAUCAUGGCAGCUGCACGCUUGACUUUUCUCAGUUCAUGGGCAGUUAUUUUGCGCCUUGGUUUUUCCACACGCUUCUUGCGACCCUGUUGACUAUUUUGAAUGAAACGCUUGAUUGUUCGAUGAUCACGCUUCAGAAGCUUUGCAAUUUUAAGAGUGCUGCAUCCCUCUGCAAGAUAUCUCACUAUUUUUGACUUUUCUGAGCCUGUCAAGUCCUUCUUUUGACCCAUUUUGCCAAAGGAAAGGAAGUUGCCUAAUAAUUAUGCACACCUGAUAUAGGGUGUUGAUGUCAUUAGACCACACCCCUUCUCAUUACAGAGAUGCACAUCACCUAAUAUGCUUAAUUGGUAGUAGGCUUUCGAGCCUAUACAGCUUGGAGUAAGACAACAUGCAUAAAGAGGAUGAUGUGGUCAAAAUACUAAUUUGCCUAAUAAUUCCGCACUCCCUGUAUGAAGGAUUGGUGAUUAGUAAACAAAAUAAAAUAUACAAUAAAAAGUGAUUUCCCUAGUAAUAUCAAUAUCUCCAGAUAAACAGAUGUCUGUUUGUACUUGCUAAGAGAUAAGGAUAUAUGUCAAUAUGCUAAAAAAAUUGCAAACAGACCAGAGAAGUAGCAUGCCAAACAUUCAGGUUGCUAAUGUUGAACUAUGUUUCAGCAAGUGGGGUCGAUAUCAUUAAAGGUAAGUAGUAUAUCAUGUCUAGCUAUUCUAAAUAUAAAUAUAUAUACAAGUGUUCAGCAAAGUCACGGUUUUUGCAACCAAAUCAAAAGAGUUGCUAAUUGUGUAUUUGCAUUGUUAAUACUUGUCAGUGUGUACUGAUACUGUGUCUGUGGACUGAUACUAAGGAUAAUGUGUUUUGAACAUCCACCUUGUAAACAACCACCAAUGUAUUCCUAAACCAUGAAAUACCCGGUCUCAGAUAAUACAUGGUACAUUAAUUAUCUACUCAAACUGAUUAACUGAUGUAAAAUUAAACUUUAACUCAAAUGACCCUAAUGGUUAACAAAGUAUCACAUUGAUGAUUUUGCACAAAGUUAAGUUAGCCUAGUUAGUUGGUUAGCCAUUUUUGUGAAGAUGCUUAAUUCAGUGUUCAUAAGUAGAUCUGCUUUAAUACUAGGGUUAUCGCUAAUAUUAAGUGAGAAGUGUAUCUCCUUUUUCAACUCUAGUUAUCACAGCAGUGCAUUGUUAGAUCACCAAUUAGCAGAGCAGCCAACUGUCUUUGUGAGGAUCUUAAGUUUGUGUACCAGCGUUGAUGUGUUCUGUCCCCCCCCAUUAGUCACCAUGUACAAAUUUGUAACUGCCUCUCCGUCAUUGUGUUGUGUCAUGUUUCUUAAAAAAUUAUUUCUGGUCAUGUUCCUUAUUAUAAACGCUACACCAUCUUGUUUACAACUAUUUUUACUGGAUCCCUCUAUCUCUUGUUUUUUUUCCAACUAAUUUAUUUAACCAUUCCUUUCCUUAUCCUAUUUUACAUCUUUCCUGUGCCCCGCUUAUUUUUUUUUCUCGUUUCCUCUAUAUUAACUGGAAUACAAACAACUGAAUGAAGAAUCUUUUCUAAUAAUUUUUAGCCUUGUUCUAUAGACAAGCUAAUGCUUGUUUAUGUAUCUAUCUAUAUAACAUUGCAAUAUCCCCGAUAUUACUUAUAUUUUCUUCUAUAGUUCUAAGGUACGUGUUUGAAGCUGAAGAAGAUAGGAGGCGUCAAGGGAAAUCAAGUCGGGUCUUUUUCUUAAAACGCCAACCCAGUGAUCCAGAUUACAAGUUCACUAGCACUGUUGAGCUUCCCAGGCAAGGCUCCAGCCACUGCGUUACAGCUACAUUCCAGCUACAGGUGACAUUUAUAAUAUUUGCUCUAUAAUAUUCUCGGAGAAAAUAAUAUUUCAUAUGUAGAAUACAAAGUAAUUCUUGCUGUUUAAAAUAUUUGUAAUACAGCUGUAAAUUAUAUAAUCUAUGCAUAAAUUGCUUGAAAUUUGUAUAUCUUUGCAGAUGAAAUGGGAUUUGUUAGCUCGUUAAGUUCUAAUGAAAAGAUAUACACAUAAAUAUUUAGAGUAUGCAACACCUUACCUAGCAUUCUCUCUAUUCUGUCCUGAAACUCAGUUAUUUUGGGACAGACCAGAAAGAAUGUUGAGUAUAUGGACAGGAUUUUAGAGACAGGGCUUCUACGGAGAAGAGAGGAAGGAUCAGUUAUGGUAGACAUCUUUGUACGAGCCCAUUAUACUAUUGGUGCUCAGUUUUGUUGCCUUUUUUUUUCCAGGAUGGUAUCAAAGACAAGCUUCGGUCUAUUCCAAUAGCUCUGAAAUGGGACAUACAUGAUGCACGAAAAAAAAGGCAAUCAUCAGUGGAAACAUUGCCUCCUCUCCUGCCUGUUCUCAGUAAUGAAGAACCAGAAAUCUACAACACAGAGGUGCAUGCUUAGGAUACACAUUGCAUGACUAAGAGAUCAAUUUCUAAAACAUGAGCUGACAUCUAACUUGCAACUUUUAAACCAAAUUUAUAGCAAAAAAACUGAGAUGGAAAUAUUCAACAUUUAAAUGGUUACUCCAAUUAUGAUAACCACUACAGCCCCUCAGAGACGCCUCUCCUGACGGGUAAUACUUGCAGGGCUGCAGUUUCCAGAAGCCAAUCCAGUCACGAUUCAUUGGCUGAGAGUGUCAGCUGACUGUUAUCAGCCAAAUUCUGCCAAACUGUGCAUGAAAAUUUGCAGAGAAUUGACAUUAGCCAGCUCAAAACCCUUGUUCUAGACCUGCUAAUAAUACCCCAUGACGCUGCCGGAGGUAGAGUUACACCACUGGCAGUCACGAGGUCAGUCUUGGCAUAUACAAUGUUUCAUAGUGAAUCACUGCACAUUCAGACUCCAUGCACCAUGACCACUUCAAAUCACUAAAGUGCUUAUGUAUUUGGAGUAACCCUUUAACCCCUUAAGGACCAAACUUCUGGAAUAAAAGGGAAUUAUGACAUGUCACACAUGCCAUGUGUCCUUAAGGGCUUAAAGUGAAACAAUAGACAAAAUUGUCUCCCUAUUUUUACGAUAUAUUAUAUACAUAAUACAUUUAAAACACUGCAAAAAAUGCAGUUAAAAUAAUAAUCUAAAUACAAAAUGUAUUCAGAGGCUGUAUUAAGAGGCUGUCUGGAGGAGCAGUCAGACCAUUCCUUAACCUGGAAGCGGCCCCAUCAUUCAGGAGCCUUUCAAUCAGGGCUGUGGAGUCUGAUCUCACCCCUUGAAUCCCUGCCCAUCGGAAUUGUAUUCGUUGCAAUGAUAGAAUGUUGCUAUGGUGAUUAGACUGACCCUUUAAAGAUUUUAAAUUGUAUUUUUCUACUAAAUGUUUGCAAAUUAACUGUCAGUUUACAGCAAGUCACUGAGUGGUAAAUGCCCCUACACUGGGGAUAGCAAAACAGCCCUUGGUACACCAUUCUCGUUUGUAAGGUGUAUUGCAAAGCAUUACAACCAAUCAACACAACACUUUACAACCAAUCAGCAGUAUAAUUUUGUUGUCAACAAAAAGAUGCAUUUUAAUUUAAUUGCACACGUAAUCACACACUAAAGUAGCUUAAGAGAUACUAGGGAUUCGUUUAGUGUUUGAAAUGCUUUUGACCGUUCAGUACACCGGUUGUAGGCAGUUGCUCUGCAGUUUGGUUUAUUUAAUUGAAUGUCACUCUCUCCAGGUGAACUUUCUCAGAGAAGGCUGUGGAUGGGACAAGAUCUGUCAAAGUAAUCUACAGCUGAAUUAUACCUUCUUUUCCCAUGUAGCCAAUGAGUUUACUCCACUCCCCAUGUGAGUAUACUGCCAGACUGUGUUUUAGGUGCAUACUAGGUAUGAUGAAUUCAGCAUAUCCCUUUUAUCCAAGUUCAGUUCUUCAAUAUGGUCUUCUGUAGGUAAUCCAAAUAGAAAAGGAAAUGAUCACAUUAUUUUUGAAGUGUGUAAGUAGGUUACGUUGCAGGGUACAUGGUAAAUCUGUGCAUUCUUACAGUUACAGAACGUGUUCCCAUGUUACACACAAGACACAUUAGUCCUAUACAUAGGGGCUCAAUAUGGCAUUAUUAUCUCUUGGUGUCACUGGCCAUGAAUCUCCUAUAACACCAUCCACUGCCCACUUCCAGACACUAUUAUCCCAAUGUACAAACUGGAUCUGGGGACAUGAAAGAUAUAGAUUGAGACUUUCACAACCAAAUCAAAGCUUUCAUCAACUGCAGUAUGACCAAUCAGAGAAAGAUAUUGACAAAGGGCAUCACUAUUUUAUAAAUAAGGGUGGCUUUCUUUUUUGAAAAGCUGUGUAUCAAUGUUUUGUUCCUGUAUGAUAAAAUAUUCACCCUGGACAAUGCCCAGAGACCUCUAUUUGAUAUGCAUGUGGCAAUCCAAACAUGUGACAUGCUUUGUGAGAAUGCAAUAUUUAACUUUCUCUAUGUUAAAUAUUAUUUUACUAGACAUAUCCCCUCACACAAUAAUGUAUCUAAUAUUAUAUACAAGUUCAACUGUAAGUUCUUCAGUUGACGGAUCUUCACCUUAGUAAACCAUGAUAAAUAUGACACAGUAACAUGAUUGUUUAUUAUAAAGGGGAUUAGGUUAAUUGUCAUACAUAUCCAUUUAUCUCUCUUCUGGUCUUCAGAUUAUACCAUGUUUUUAUUUGGGAAAGGUCAAUAAUGAAUAUUAUGAAGAAUGAAUAAUAAUAUAUGUUCCAUAUCAAUCCUUUAACUUUAGAGUUAAAUCCCUUAAAGUUAUAGUCCCAGAGAUUUUGGCUUCUUUGUAACAUACAGUAAAAUAUUUUCAGGGUUCCAAGCACCAGAUCAUUUCUAGAAGUCCUCCCUCUAAAUAUAUAAAUAGCAAACAGAACACGUUAUACGCCAUCACAUAACAAAACACCUUCCCAUAAAGUUGUAUGAAGAGUGCUCUCUAGGGGUAGAAUUACAAUCUGCAGGUUUUGCAUUUUUCUUGUCUCCUUCACUAGUAACCACCUCUUUCUUUCUUUGACAUUCCAGAGAAGGCAACCAUCCUGUGUUUGCAAUAAAUGAAACAAAAGACAUAGCCCUUAAGAUCGACAUCACCAACUUUCCAUCUGACCGAGAGAAUCCACAUCUUGAUGGUGAUGACGCACAUGAAGCUCAACUCAUUGCAACAUUCCCAGAUACUUUGGCCUACUCCGCCUUCCGUCUUCUGGUAGAGGGCACAGUACCAUCUACGGUAUGAAAAUAAUUCUAACCAUUUAUCAUUUCCAAGCACACAGCUUAUAACGCACUGCUUAUUGUGCUUCUAUUUAACUUAAUGCUACUCUACCUUGUACAAGCUAAAUCACAUUUACUAAUUGACACAAACUUAUUGGGUGUAGAAUCAGAGAUUAGAUACAUAUUUUAUGGCUUUGCCGAUUUGUGAUUGGAGUUUGGAAAAAACUCUUCACAAACAUGAAUCCUCUCGAAUUUUCUGCAGUCUAGUUAUCAUUAAAAAUGUAAUUCGUUUUCUCCUGCCUCUAUUAUCUUGGAAAACAGAGUUGCAGUCUUUUAUUAUACAUUUAUCAAAAGUUACAGAAACGAGGCUAUCGAUGGUGAAAAGACUGUACCUACCACAACAAUGCACUUUGUGCCAUCUCAGAAAGCAAUGCAUGUAUUUGUGUACUUCUAAAGCACAGAUACGAGCUGAAAACUAGUACAUCUAUAUGUUCGCCAGAAAUGUGGCCAGUACUUCAUAUAGAAAAUGCUUCCAUACUUACUGUUAUUUUUUGCCUCAUUUCCACUGAGCGGUAUGGUUCGAGUCGGUACAGUUCGGAUGGGUAAGAAUGGUCCAGCAUAUUCAGGUGAGCAUUCCCACUGCACGCCGGUUGGUUCGGUUGUAUGGGCCACUUUUAUAAAACACUCAAAAUAGCGUACCUCACCAUACCGACCCACCGCUUAGUGGAAACGGAGCAAAAGUGAUUGCUAAUGAUGGGUACCUGAGUUUGCAAAGUAGUGUUUAGAAUGUGGAGUCCCUGGGGUUAAUACAGGAUAUUGUGUGGGUAUAGCAGUGGCUGCAGGGCUUUCAUGUUUAAUGUGGCAAGUUUUGGAGUUCAGGCUGCAGGAACAAGGUUAAUACAGCAUGGUUUGGGGAUUAAUAUAGCAUGGUAGGGGGUUAAUACAGCAGAUAAAUCACUUAUAAAUAUAGGUCUAUAUAACAAUCUAAACUCAUUCAAAGAUUUGGAGUCAUAAUGCUAUUUAUAGAUUAUAUUAGGUUUUAGGGUUAGACAAGGCAUAUGGUACAGGGCAGGUAUUUAGGAAGGGCUGUAAUUGGAAGGAACCAUAUAAUUUAUCCUUGGGCUGAAGCCCUUUGACUUUUUGACAUCUACCAAUGUCUUGCACUAGUAGCGUAUUUAUGUGUGUAUGUGGCAGCAUAUGCAUGUUUGUGCUUUACUUUACAAUAAUAGUACUCGGAUUACCUCAUUUGUAGUCUGUUUUAAAAGCCGAAUGAUUAUUCCCAGAUAUAUUUUUCUUGAUUAUGUAAUAUACAUCAAACAUUUCUUCUGCACUCCUCAAAAAGCUGGUGCUAUUAUAAGGUUUAGCAUGUAUUCACUAGAUCAGGAAUAGAGGGGACUUGAAAACGAAAUGUGAAUAUAACAUUUCUGAGCUGGACAAAUACCUGAAUUUGAGAAUUUCCCCAAUUUGGCAGGUUUUGAUAAAAAAUGUGAGAUACCCUUGUCUAAUCCUCUUUAUGUGCUUCUCCUAUCCUCAGGACAAGACAGUGAUUUGCAGCUCUAACACAAAUGCCUCACAAGCCAUCUGUGAACUUGGGAACCCAAUGAAGAGAAAUGCUGUGGUAACAUCGCUGUUUAGUAGUACUCCAUAGUAUUCAAAUUACUCUCUGUCUCCCCUCCUCAAAUUCUGCCACCAUUGCACUAUCAGAUGCAGCUUUUAUCCUAAGUUACCAAUAUUUUUUUUUGUUUUCACUAAUGUGUUGAAAGGGGAAAGAAAAAAAGUGAUGGGUGCAUGGUGUACAAUCACUUUGAAUAAACUUGGCUUCAGUGGUAACCAUCUGCCUUACGAGGCAUUCUUAAAAAGGUUUGAUUGACAUUAAGCAAAGCUAGAGGUGUUUAUUGAUCAAAUGGCCAAUACGCAGUUAAUAAUUAAAACACUUUUUUUUUGUCGUCCACAAGAUUGCAAAAGCCUACAUUUGACAUACUGUGCUGUGUAAUUUGCAGACUUGAGAACGUUUCACUUUAAGUACUGUAACUUACUUUAAAGGAACACUCCAAUGCACUGUAGUGGUUGUGGUACCAGGAUUGCCCUGCGCCCCCUCCCUUCCAGUGUAAGUGUGAUCUGCAGAGUUCCAGACACCUAGUCUAUGAGAACCUUCAGAGCUCUUCAUCAAGCAAAGCCAGGAGGUGUUCAUUGAAUGAGAGUGAUCAGCUGAUGCUCUCAGCCAAUGGGCUGGCCAUUCAUGGCAGAGUUUAGCUCGUAAAGCUAAUGGAAGCUCCAUGAAGGAAACACCUGGCACCAUAACCACUACAGUAUUUAUUAUUUUUUUGAGUAAACUGUGCAUUAAAAACUACUACAUUGCCUUCAACUGCUACAAUAUAAUAUUAGAAUAAAAUAAAAUUCUGCAAACAAAAGUUGGUUGAUGGUUUAGCAGAGAAGACAAUUCUUUUUCUAUAAAAGUUAUGAUAACAUAUGUAAUGAGUUUGUCUAUGAUUUCAUGAUGCCCUUUUGUUUGUCCCUUUUUUUCUGACAGAUAAGCUUUUAUCUGAUCAUGAACACCCCAGGGAUCAAUAUAGAGACUACAGAUUUGGAGGUGAAACUUGAACUGGCCACGUAAGACUUUAGAUCAUCCACAGUAUAAUUUGGAGUGAAACUCUGCUGACAAUGGAUAGUUUGUUUCGUUAAGUGUGAUUGAUAUUCUUUUAUUUAGAAGACGGAUGUUUAUUACAAAUAGCACAGUUCUUGGUUUUACCGAAACACCCCAUUAUGCCAAUGGACAAGGAUACCCUGGAAGAGAAUCAAGAGACACAUUUCCUGUGUGUUACUUACACUAGUGAUAAUUUUAGCUAGGCAUUGUCACCACAAAGACUAAGGGAAACUUCCUAGUGAUUAUGAGAAACUAUCAACAAUGUGACAAUGUGAAGUAGACAUCAAAAAUGAAAUAAAAAUGACUGUUGAUAUCCUAUUCUAUCAGAAGCCAGGAUCCUCUCAUCCACAUACAAAACACGAUCAUGUGGAGGAGUUCCCAGGAACCUAAUAUUGGAGACUAGGUGUCCCCUGCCCUUUAUUAGCCAUUAAAGACCUGACAUGGUGUCUUUCCGGUAUAAAUGUGUGGAGCAUCUCUGGUUGAAGGGUGUACCAAACAAAACAGACAGGAACUACAUAGCUACAUACGGCUCUUACAGCUUCCUUCCAUUCUAUGUGCCCGGUUCGAGAAGGUAACAAAUAAUAUGACUCUUUGCCUCACCCAAUAAAGGAUCAAGAGAUCCCGGCCUUGUGUCAAUGACUCAGGUUUGUGGUGGUGUAAUGAUGGUUUGCUGGCACUUACAUGAUCUAUUAAGAUCACUUGAGUCAUCAUAGCAUAACUUCAUACUUAUUUUCUGUGACAGAAUUUGAACCCUAAUGCUCCAUACAAUACCUAUACAAGGUAAAAACCUUGUGAAUACCCAGAGCCGGUAUUUAGGUUAAACCAAAAUUAUAUCACAAGAAAUUAAGAGAUUUCCAAGAGCUAUACCAGUUUUUUUGAGCAGUAUUAGAAGAUAAUGCUGAUAUUCCACAUUGUUAUACAAAUGAAGGAGAGUGUUUUCCUUCUUUGGGUCUUUGUAUUUGUUCACCUAAUGCUCCAUGUUAAAGGAUCACUAUAGUGUCAGGAAAACUAAGCGGUUUUCCUGACACUAUAGUGCCCUAAUGGUGCCCCCACCCUCAGGGUCCCCCUCCCGUGGCACUGAAGGGGUUGAAACACCUUCAGUUACUUACCUUAUUCCAGCGCCGGGCUCCCUCUGCGCUGGUGACCUCUCCUCCCCCGCCAACGUCAGCGGAGCCGAAUGCGCAUACAUGGCAAGUGCCGCUCGCGCAUUCAAAGUGUCCAUAGGAAAGCAUUUCUCAGUGCUUUCCUAUCGACGCUCUGCGUGAUGGAGGCAUAAUAUGCCUCCAGCGUCGCAGAUGCACCUCUAGUGGCUGUCCGGAAGACAGCCACUAGAGGCUGACUUAACCCUGCAAUGUAAACAUGGCAGUUUCUCUGAAACUGCUAUGUUUGCAUCUGCAGGGUUAAAACCUGAGGGACCUGGCACCCAGACCACUUCAUUGAGCUGAAUUGAUCUGGGUGACUAUAGUGUCCCUUUAAUACUCAGAAAAAAAACGCAACUGGACUGCUUAUGCUUCAUAGUGCUACAGAAAUGUGUUAAACAACAGAUGUUUCGGGUCUGUGACCCGUUCUAAAUGCAUCAUCCCCUUAAUGUGCACCAAACACUAACCAAUAUACGUAAUGACAGUGGUUUCUUGCUAAAAACACCACCCAUACAAGUAAUAUACAGCAUUAUAACAUUACAGUAUGCUGGAGUGCAAUAUCCAUCAUUUGCAUCUGUGAUCAUCGAAUUUCACACAAAUAUAUAGAAGUCUUGCAAACCAAAACAACAGACUUUUACAGCAGAAAAAUCAUACCAAUAAGUAACAGAGAAAAAAAUGAAAUAUUGGUCACACAGACAAAGAAACUGACUCAGUAUUAAUUCUUGAGGUACAAUACAGGAAUAUAGCUACCAGAUUACUGGACAGAAGUUCUCCACAUGCAGCAGACUUAGUACGGAUUAUAAAUCAAAAUUCCUUUUUACUGACAACAAAAUGUAUACACUGGUCCUGUAUAGUGUGGGUAGCAGCUUAAAGAACCAGUGCCACUCUGGCAUUGCAUUGAGACCUUGUGGUGACAUUGUGUCCAGCAAGUACAAUCAUUUGACCUCCUUUUAUAUUCAAAUCUACUCCCUGUUGCUCCUCUCGUGUAAGGAAGAACUCUCUGUAGGAUUUGGAAUCAGAGUUGAGACACAUAUUGGUUUGUCACUCUGAAAUGCCCAGCUAAUUACCUUUUUUAGAAUGGGUUACCAAAAAUUGUUUUCUUUUGGGAAACUGACUUUUAGAGCUGUAAUUACCUGCUGUUCUGGGUUGGUAUCAGUAUGUAUGAAUACUAGUUAUUGCAUGGCAGUGGUUGCUAGGCUACCAUUAGGGCCAUCAGCAAAAAACACAGAUGGUAAUGCUUUUGAUGUUAUACUGCGCUAUUUUCUUGUGUGGUUGGCAUUUUUAGUGGGAGGUAAGGGGCACUGUCAUUAUUAAUUACAGGGAGGAUAUAGUGUACAUGGUGGAUUGUGAUAGGGUGACGUUUUUCUCAUUUUAGUGUAAGCUGGUUCUACAAGCUGAGUAUGAGUAGUUUACAUCAACACCAACAUUCCUAAGGAAUGUUUCCAGCAGCUUGUCAAUGUAAUAGCUACUUCUAAGAAUGAAAGAUGUUCUGGAGGCACAGUCUCAAAUGGCUCUAAUUAGCCUAGUUAUGAGUUCCAUGGUGUGUCAGUUAUUCCUGUCCUCCAUUUAUAUUUCUACCUGAACUUUGUUAUCAGUGGUAGUUGCUCAUUAUCUGGUUAACGAAAGAAAACCUAAAAGUUUACAAUAUGUUUAAUUAUGAUUAUCAGUUAGCACUUUGUGCCACAUUGUUUAAUUAACAUGUACAGUUGUAAUCAAAAUUAUUCAACCCCCAUUGAAAAUCAGGUCUAUUGUCAAAAGUUACAGACUUUCAGCAUUGAACAAAUCAAACAAAAGCAAUUUAAAAAUAGCUCAACAUAGCGAAUGCUUCAAGUAGUUUCCCCAAAUGCAACUGAAAAUGCAACUUAUAAUGACUUCUCCAGACUCAAAAUUAUUCAACCCCUGAAUAGAAUCCUACACAAUAGCACAAAUAUGCAAAACAGGUUUUGUUUCAAGCACACCUGAUACAACCAAUCAUGGGCUUCAUUAGUUGCACCAAGUGUGCUUGAGCUGGAACACUUGAAAUACCUGAACUGGCUAGGGGUUUAUUGAGUGUCAUAUUUGACUGCAUGUUAGAAAAGUCAAAAGAGUAGCCCACAAAGUUAAGAGUAGAGAUCAUAGUUCUUUACAAACAAGGAACAGGAUACAAUAAGAUAGCGAAGGCACUAAAUGAUCCUAGAGACACAGAUGAAAGCAUCGUUUGCAAGUUCAAAUUUGAAAAAAAACUGUGGUAAUACUACCUGGAGAGUGCAGAAAAAGGAAGAUAUCAAUGGCUGCAACCAGAUUUCUGAGAAAGAAGGUUGUGAAAAACCCUCGAGUGACUGGAAAAGAUCUGCAGCAAGACUUGGUGGCAACAGGCUUCAGUGAACACAGUAAGGCACGUACUAAACGCAGAAGGUUUCCAUGCCAGAACUAUAAGACUACUGACCCAAAAGCACAAGAAAAGUCUAAAUCAUAUAAAUAAAUUACAGAGGUUUUUGGAUUCUGUCCUGUCGAGUGAUGAAAUAAAACUUGAACUAUUUGGCCCAAUGGAUCAGCAGUAUGUCUGGAGGAAGAAGAAUGAAACAUACACUGAAAAGAAAACUCUGCCUACAGUUAAGCAUGGUGUUGGCUCGGUGAUGCUCUUUGCCUGCUUUGUAUCCUCUGGCACUGGAAACCUGCAGCGUGUAGAAGGCAAAAUGGAUUAAUUGAAGUAUCAGGAAAUCCUAGGAAAAAACAUCAUGGACAUCAUGUGAGGAAGUGAAGCGCUGGUGUCUAGCUAUGGAUCUCAUUUGCAGCAAGUCAUAACAGCAAAAGGGUGCUCUACUAAGUACGCUUGCCAUGACGGGGGUUGAAUCAUUUUGAGACUGGGGAAGUCAUUAUGAGUUGCAUUUUCAGUUGAAUUUGGGGGGAACCACUUGAAGCAUUCGCUGUGUUGAGCUAUUUCAAUGGCUUUUGUUUUAUUUGUUCAUUGCAAACAGCUGAAAGUCUGCACAUUUUGACAAUAAACCUGAUUUUCAAUGGGGGUUGAGUAAUUUUGAUUACAACUGUAAUAAUUUAAACAAAACUGAUUUAAUUUUAGAUUGAAAAAUAAAAAAAAAGUUUUUUGUAACUAAAUAAAAUGUACUUUGUAUUUUUUCUUAGCUUAAAAAUCACGUGUACACACCCAAAUGAAGUGUGCUGCACAUGCUUAUACUAGUAGGUGUACCUACUAAGAUACAACUAAAUGUAUGCAGCAAAUAUGUGCUUUCAUUUCACUGAGAUUCUCUGUGUCUUGUUUUGAUUUUGUAGAAUAAGUGAGCAGGUUAAUUUGCCUGUUGUGCGGGCAAGAGCCAACGUGAUCAUCGAACUUCUCCUUUCUUUUUCUGGGUAAGUAUUUGGCAUUAUGGGAAUGGUUAAUGUUUAUACACAAACUAUUUUUACAAUUAAAAAAAACAAAACUUCACAUCAUCUUGUGAGUGUACAUCUACAGCGCAAAGUUAGUCCAUUUGUAUUUUGACAUACUUCACUAUGUACUAUUUGUUUAUCCGUAUUUUAGAUUCAUAGCUGAAUCCCACAAUUUUGGUCUAUACAAACUAUUUUUAGUAGCAUUGAUAUGUUAAAUCAUUAAUCUCAAUUCAUAGCUUUACAUGAUGGUAAAAUACAACUAUAUAUUUUCCUGCUGCACUCUACAUAUUUUUAUAUCAUGAAUUCUGAAACAUAGCUCUAAAGCUCUAGUUUUUUAAUGUGCAUAUAUGUUUAUCACCGUUCUAAUUAUUAUCAUAUUAAUAGCACUAUAAAAAGAGUAUACAGGACCCCUAAAGCACUUUAGCUCGCUGAAAUUCUCUAUGUGUGCCCUCUUUAUUUUACAAGUGCAGAUUUCAGUAGAAAUAGGCACUUUUAUAAAUUAAUCUUAUUACACCCCAACUUGUUUUCAAGUAGACAACCAAACAUUCAUGUUACUUUCUGGUUUGGUUAGGUCAGUGGAGCUAAACUCAAGAGGCAGCCAAUUACCCAGAAUACCUGCUUUGCAAAGACUUCUCAUUCAGCUUCAUUGGCUAGUCUCUAAUUCGACAGCCACAGAAAGUCUGGGCGUGGUUAGAAGGGGAGGGCUUGCAAAGGCUGUAAACAAGUUACCUGUAGUGUUUUCAAUCUGUUUUUAUAAAUUCAGUGUUAAUGAAAUGCAUCAUUGUUUUCAUUGGGGGUAUAUCUACUAAGCAGUGGUUUCUAUUUUAUUCUUCGAUUUGGGCAUUGCUGUGUCCCUUUAAAACAAUGUAGAUUUGUGAAUAUAGUGUAUUAUACACUUAUGCACUCCAAGUGUAUGAGCGUUGAAACUGUACUGUUAAAAUAUACAUAGGUAGAGGUUUUCUAAGUGGUUAUUAGGUUAUUAAAUGUCCUGUGCGACAGAAUCUCAUCUUCCCUAAGUAGAAUUGCUAUCAUUGUGAAAAAAAAUGUAAACUGAUAGUUGGCUACUGCCAUCUAGUGUUAGUGUUAGGAAUGUGUUCAUCUAUUGUCCUUGGUUGUGAGUGUAUAUCUUUUUUAGGGAAGCGUCACCCCCAAGGUUGUAUUACAGUGGAGAAAUAAAAGGGGAAUCAGCCAUGGUUACUGAAGAGGAUGUGGGCAGCCCACUGAACAUUGAAGUGUCUGUAAGUAACUACCUAUUUUGAUCUGUAUUUAUUUUUUUGCAUCUGUGUGGGUCUGUUGUUUUUUUUUUUUUUUUUUGUAAUUUAAAUACCUUUUUUUCUUAAAUAACCUCUACCAUCAAACAACAUCCUGAUAUUUUCCAGGGGAAAAAAAUGAAACAGUAAAUUACUGCUUGGUGUCAGUGUGGUAUUAGUAUGGUACGGUAGUCUUUUUCUGGAGUUGCACAAGGUGUCUAAGAUUUCUGUUGACAUAUGUAUUCUUCAGGUGUCUAACAGUGGUCAGAAGUCCCUGCGCACCCUGGGUUCCGCCUUCCUGAAUCUCAUGUGGCCACAUGAACUAAUAAAUGGGAAGUGGCUACUUUAUCCAAUGAAGAUCCAUCUGCAUGGAAAGAAUGAGUCUGGGCAGAAGAUGGAGUGCAGUCCCCGAAAUGCUGUCAACCCACUCAAUUUGGUAGGUGUGAGUAAUAUAAAAUCAGUCCUGAAUCUUAUGCAGGAGGAGCUGUGAGGUGUAUUUAAUGUAACCCUGCACAAGUUGACUACACACCAAUCACACCAGUUUUGGAUCAAUCCCUGUAUCACCUUCUUUUCCUUUACUGCUAUGAAGGAUGAGUCCUCUUCUCAGCGAUACAACGUAAGUACCUAGGUCCUCCACCAACUCAUCUAAUAAUCACUGUUCAGCUUUCUGUCACUUUAUUAUAGGUAGAAUACCACAGCCACAACAGAUUUAUGCUUUUCACUAAUGAGAAGCAAGCACGAGCCUAACCUAAGUUUUCUGAAUUUUCCCUUCUCUACCUUUGUCAGACGAGAGUUGAAACACCUUUUAAGAGUGUGGAGAGCUAUCACACUCCCAGUUCUGCAAUCCGGUGGCCCCUCUCUUAUCCUGCAAAGAAGAAAGACAUAGUUCUGGUAGGUAUUGCACCAUAACUUCAUUAUUAAUAAUGCAGAAAAUUAGUGUGCCAACUGUUCAGUAAUGUAUGUCUCAAUGAUAAAAGCAGUUAUAAGAAAGUUGGUUGAAACAACUUGUUACAUGUAGUGGGUGGAGGUUCUCAGGGACCUUUUCAUUCUUGACCUGUUACAUACAAUAUGUCAAAGUUCUAGGUAUGUUUGGAUGUACAUGUGUGGUUAAUUUUAUGUUCUCUGCAUCUUGAUAUACUCAAUAACAAAUGUACAGUGUGUGCUGGUGUUUGUGUUUACUUACCCCCAAGUCAUGAAUUAGUUAGUAAUUUCCAGGAUGGCUUCAAGAUCAAACUCACACCCAGCCUUUAAAAAAUACCUUUCUUAAUAGGCCAUCAUAACCUGUGAGGCAUUUGUUUCACAUGCCCUCUGAAAUAACCGGAAGGAUUGAUCCACCCAUUCCUAAUGCCCACGACGUGGCCUACCCAAUGAUCUGUUACUUACAGUGUGUUUGAGUUCAAAUCAUAGUUAAUGAUGGGCAUGAUUUCUCGGACGGUUCUUAGUGGCCUGGCCUACAAUCCCUGUAUAGCAAAAGCCAAAUAUCUUUUUAUCAAAAGUUCUUUGAAAAAGUAAAAAAAAAAAAAGAAGAAGAAAAACCAAAGAAAUGCUUGUACAAUUUGUGAGCCAUGCAAUGGUCCUUAGUAUACAGGAAAUACAUGAGUUCUUCGGUACAUGAGCCAAGAGAUGAUGCUAGCCUAGCACAAGUCAUUCCUCUACUCUUAGUUCGUGUAUUUUUCGGUCUCUUUCGUUCUUCUGCCAGAACAAUGCAUAAAUUCAGGAACAUCUCAGCAGAUUUGGAUAAAUUAACAAAUAUAUGGUUAUUCACUACACAAAGAUUUGCUGGGAAUUCACCAGGGAAUUUUUAACUUUUAGCUAAAAUAGCGCGAAUUAGAAUAUGUCACUAUUUAGUUUCUUUAUGUACUUCAUUUUGCAAUCUGAAAUUCAUUGGUUUAUUCCCGACAGUUCUCAGUUCAAUGGAUAACCCUGCAAUAUAUUCAACCAAAUGGAUAUUCCAAAACAUGCAAGAACAUACACAGCCAUAUACGAAGAAGGGCACCACAAAAUAAUUAUUCUAAACAAUUAUAUUGAAAUAGAACUAAACUGACAUACAAAUUAUGCAAAGUACAAAAUAUAUGAUAUGACUUCUACAGUGUAGUCACAAUGGCUAGAAUGACAAAGGAAAAAGUCAAGCAUUCCUGCCAUAUCAUUGAUAAUGUUAUUCUCAAGGUUGGUGAUCUAGAACUGGCAUGACAUUUGGCAUUUUGGCCGUUUGAUUAGUUAUGAUAUAAGACCAUCUGAGUAAACAAAGAAAUAGCAGUAGUGUAAUUUUGACUGUAUGAAUAUUUAUAAUAUAAAACCAGCUGUAUCUCACAGUGGGGUGGGAGGGCGGGUUGUGUAAUUUGUGUUAUUAUUUACCAUCACCAUAACAUUUUCUGCCAGUUCUUACUUCUUUCCUUCUGUCGGUUCUUCUUCAGGACUGUGCUAGAGCAACUGCCAACUGCAUAGUGUUUCAAUGCCCUCUAUACAGUAUAGAACAGCAAAUGGUGCUAAAGGUCCAAGGGCGGCUUUGGAACAGCACUUUAUUAGAGGUGAGAUCCUUGUGAACAAAUUAAUGGUUUGUAUAGGCGUGUUAGUGAACCUCUUCCAAUUCUUCCACAUCCUUCCCUUUGCAGGAAUAUUCUACUGUCAGUUCAUUGGAGGUUAUAAUCAGAGCGAAUAUUACUGUGAAGUCCACUCUGGAGCACCUGGUGCUGAGACAUGCCACUACCCAGGUGCGUAUUCCUCCUUUCACGUCUAUAUCUGUUUACCUUCCAUUUACUGUACUACUAUGAUUGAUAUAAAUAGUAGACAACCAACCUAUCCCACUCCAUAUGAUGUUGGCUACACUGCUCAUAAUACUGUGUUGGCUAAAAGGCAGACAGGCCACCAUGGGCGAUAUAGUCUACUGAAUUUAGAUUGGCUGGGUGGUCUACCUGCUGGGCCGGCGCGUCCUGUAGGCAGAUUAGGUGGCUGCCUAGGGUGAUUCUUAAAGGGGGGUGCGGGCAGCAGCUUUACUGCUGGUUUGUGCUGCCCCCCUCUAUGUGGGACACAUUCUGUACUGCGUGCCAGAGGUCAUGGCACCGGGCGCAAGAGAGCACUUACAUAGAGGCAAACUAGUGCCCGGUGCCAUCAACCUCAGCACGCAAAGAGCACUGAGAGCCACCCUCCCCUACAUACCUCAUAUCCCGGCAGCGCAUGGGCGCAUCGUACGAUCACCCCCGCCCCUUUUCCUGUACUCUGGGUCAAGUGGGCGGGAGGAUCGCAGGGGCGUAGUUCAGAGUGCAUGAAGGCAGCCAGGCCUGGACUGGAACUCACAUAGAGCUAACAUUAAAUGAAGGUAAGAGGGGGACAUCAUGGUGUGUGUGUGUGUCAGCCUGUUUCAGUCAGUGUGUUUGUGUGUGCUUGGGUCAGUGUCCGUGUGUGUGUAUCUGUUUGGGUCAGUGUGUGUGAGGAUCAGUGUGUGUUUGUCUGCUAAGGUCAGUUUGUGUGUCUGCUUGGGUCUGUGUGUGCUUGGGUCAUUGUGUGUGUGUGUGUCUGGAUCAGUGUGUGUCUGCUUGAGUCAAUGUGUCUGUGUGUCUGGAUGAACGUGUGUGUGUGUGUGUAUCUGGAUCAAUGUGUGUGUGUAUGUCUGCUUGGGUCAGUGUGUGUGUGUCUGGAUCAGUGUGUGUGUGAGUGUGUCUGCUUGGGUCAGUGUGUGUGUCUGGAUCAGUGUGUAUAUCUGCUUGGGUAUGUGUAUGUCUGUAUCAGUCUCUGUGUGUCUGCUUGGGUCUUUGUGUGUCUGCUUGGUUCUGUGUGUGUGUGUUUGGUCAGUAUGUGUAUCUGCUUGGGUCUGUAUGUGUGUCUGGAUCAGUAUGUGUGUCUGCUUGAGUCUGGAUCAGUGUGUGUGUGUGUGUGUCUGGAUCAGUGUGUGUGUGUCUAGAUCAGUGUGUAUCUGUUUCGGUCAUUGUGUGUGUCUGCUUUGGUCUCUGUGUGUGCGUGUCUGCUUUGGUCUGUGUGUUUGCCUGGGUCUCAGUGUGCACAGUCUGUAUCAGUCAGUGUGUGUGUGUUUGUGUGCGUAUGCUUGGGCCAUUGUAUGUAUGUCAGUCUACAUAAGUCAGUGUAUAUACUACAAAUGCAAAUGGCACAGUAAGUGACUAUAAUAGCUCAAACACCCGUGUGGUAUCCCCUAUACCAACACAAAAGUACAUACAAUACAAACACAAUGGAUGGAGCAAUUUUGUUCUUUCCUCUUCUCCAAUAUAUUGCUGCAGAGAUAGAGAAAUAUGCAAAAUAGUAUAGACAGUUUACAAUAUAUAUUAAAGUACUUAUAUUUUAUUCUUCCAUAUUUUAUUUAUUAUCUUAUGUAUAUAUUUUUGUAAUAAAGUAGAUUUUUAUUAUUCCAUCCUCUGGAUCCUCUUCUACUUAUUGGAGACCAUACCAACUACAGAAGGGUUAGGAUCACCCCACAAUAGAUCCAGAAGUCAUCCAUACCAGAGCCAGGUUCCUUGGCUCUGAUUUUGUGAGUGUUUCCUUGCACUUUAAUAUAUAUUGUAAACUGUCUAUACUAUUUUGCAUAUUUCUCUAUCUCUGCAGCAAUAUAUUGGAGAAGAGGAAAGAACAAAAUUGCUCCAUCCAUUGUGUUUGUAUUAUAAGUCAGUGUAUGUCUGCUUGUGUCAGUGUGUGUGUGCGUGUGUGUCACUCUGCGGGAGUCAGUGAAUUUAUGUUGGUCACUGAUUAUAAUUUUGUGGACCACUGAGUGUGAGUGAGUGAAUGAGUGUGAGUCUGUGUGUGUGUGUGUGUGUAUAUGUAAACAUGGCAUUGUAGUGGAGGUGUCUCUAGUGGCUGUCAGUGUGACAGCUACUAGAGUCUUGUUUAACCUUUCAAGGUAAGGCAAUGUUUUAUUUUGUGGGGUUAAACCUUCAGGACCACUUUGGAAGUAUGGUGGGGCCAAUUUUUUUAUUUUUUUUGCCUAGGGUGGCAAAAAUCCCUGCACUGGCCCUGUCUACCUGUGAUAUGGUAUAGUAUCAGCAGCCUUUUACAGCUGUUUAUAUUUCCCUAUUUCUGUUGUGUCAUUUUUAUUUUGUGUGUCUGCAGAUCGUUCAUCUGUGAAGUAACAGCCCUUUAUUUUUGUUGACCUUUAUAGGUAACAUAUGAUUUUGUUUGCACAGCACAUAAUUUCAUUGCCCUGAUUUUUUUGCAGCAAGUGUACUCAUGUACUGCACCACUUCAUAGUUGUAGUUUUGAAUUUUCACCGUGAGACUCUUAAAAAGUAAUCCCUCCUCCUUUGAUUUUGCUGUAGAUUCCAGUGACACUGUAUUCAGAGCUUGGAGUGGCUGCACAUGGGGGAAUUCCUUGGUGGAUUAUUCUAAUUGCAGUACUGGCUGGAAUAUUGCUUCUCUUACUCCUUGUGUGCAUCUUGUGGAAGGUAGGUCCUUGUUUAUUUUUGCUUGUAUGAGUUAAUAAAAUGAAGCAAAUCAUUUCGGGGAUUUUUUAUUUUGGUACGAUACUUUGUCCAAUUUUCUUUAAAACCACUAUGGACAUAACAGUCAACAUCACAUGAACUACAGCUCACAGAAAGUGUUAUGUGCCCAUAAGGUACUGCUGUGCAAGGGAUUAAAGGACAACUGCAGAACUGGUAUUGAAAGUUAAGGGAGAAUCACAGUUGCUGAGUCACCUCCUGGUCAAUCUUCAAAUUCAAAUGUAUUGUUUUAUUCAUUUAAAAACUUUAAUUUAAAGGAACAUUAUAGGGUCAAGAACACAAACUUGUAAACCUGACCCUAUAGUGUUAAAAAGCAUAGUAGCCCACCUUUCAGCCCCUUUAAUAACUAGAAAACUCACCUCAUUUACUAUGUUGCGCAGGUCUGCCAGGACUUACUCUGCCCCCAAUCCGCCUCCUUGGUUGACAUCAUCAGAAUGGAUUAUCUCAGCCAAUCACAGUGCUUUCCCAUAGGAUAGCAUCGUAUUGACCGAGAUCUUCAAUUCUGAAAAUCAAUGCAUCUCUCUGGGAAAAGUUCAGCAUCUCCAUGCAGAGCGUGGAGACGCUGAAUGUUAGUGCUGCACAUUGUGCAGCACUGACCCAGGAAGCAUCUCCAGUGGUCGUCUGAGGAGUGGGCACUAGAGGUGUUCUUAGGCUGUAAUGUAAACACUGCCUUUUCUCUGAAAAGGCAUUGUUUACAGCAGAAAGCCUGCAGAGACAGGCUAUAGACACGAGAACAACUACAAUAAGCUGUAGUUGUUCUGGUGACUAUAUUGUUCCUUUAAUGUUUGUGCACAUAUUUAAAAGGAACACUCCACUGCCCAAAUACAAAAUAAAUCAUAAUCACUGUUUAGUAGAUAUACCCCCAAACUUGCAUGCAUUUAAUUACAUUUUAUCAUUGGAGUUAUAUAUAAAAACUGCCUGCAAAAACUGCAGAUCUCUUGUCUGCUGAUUUUGUAAGCCCUCCUGUUAAAAUCCCACCCAGACUGUGGUUGUCCAAUCACAGACUUUCCAAUGCAGCUCAAUGAGAAGUAUUUGCAAUGCAGGUGCUUUGGGCAAUUGCUGACUCUUGAGCUCAGUGCAAAUAAGCUAACAAGACAGGGAAGUAACAGGACCUGUUUUCUGCCUGAAAACCCAAGGGGAUGUGACCAUUAUAAUUCAUAAACGUGGCAAUUUCUAUUGAAAUCUGCAUUUUUUGCCAAAUGGAAAAAAUAGGACACACUCUUCACAUAUAAAGCUUUUCAGAAUGCUAAAGUGCUUUAGAGGUCUGGAGUUUGUGUUCCUUUAAUGUAUUUUCUAUAUAAUUCCUAAAAUAUCGAAAAGAAAGAAUAGUGUGUAGGCGCUUCACUGAAAUUAUGCUUCCCUUUUGCACCAGACAUUAAUAGUACAGUUAAAAAGACAUAUACCAGUGCGUACACCUCCCCAACGUGACUUCAAUAAAUUGGGAAAUAUUACCAAUAUGGAACUUGAUUGUAAUAUAAGCAUACGAGCUUGAUUGAGAUAUAAGCUAAAACAAGAAAAAAAUAUAAAACAGCAAAGUGUGGACUGUAUAGUAACUAUAAGUGGUAAAUAGAUAUAGAACUCCCACUCACAUUCUCCAGAACCGUACCAGGCUCUGUAAGUCAAGCCCACGGGUGCCAAGUUCUGGCUAGUGAUCCAGGUGAUUCAGGCAGAUGAGACUCCAAUCAAAGGUAGAAAAAUAUAUUUAUUGUAAAAAAUCAAUAAAAGAUAUAUACUUCAGGGCACUAUGGGGGUGGAACCCAAUACAGAAACUAGUGAAAUAAAACAAAGUUGGAGUUCCACUUACCCCUAUGUAUAGUAGCCCAGAGUAUCGGGAUACAAAUAAAAUAAUAAAUAACAGGUAUAUUAAAUAAAAGCAGACGCUUUUCGGCUAGCAGCCUUCUUCCAGUGCUUGUCUCUAAGUCCUGUUAGGUCUUAAUAAAAUAAACAGUUCAGUAAAUAUAACAAUCAAUAUUUAUUACUACAUAAUAAGCACUCAGGUAAUAAUAUAUCCACCUACAGUUCUGAUACAUUCCACUUUUAUUUCAUGCCUAUUCUUUUUGUAGAAACUAGUUAUCUAUAAGUCCUGAUGAGGAUGACAGUAAAAGCAAGAGCUUGUUUGCAGCCUAAAUGCUGAAUAUGUUCUUCUAUGCUCUCCCAAAGGUUAUGUUUUCCUGCCAAGGCUUAAUCUAAAAAUGAUUUGAUUUCCUUAGUGUUGGCAUUCAAUACAUUCUAUUUUGAGCGCCAUUUUUUUUUUUUUUUUAUGUCCUGUUCUCAAAUUGAUUUCCAUAAUGCAUAUUGUGUCAAACAUGUUGAUGGACCAAGUUAUUUUCCAAUAGAUUGUAAAUUUAACAACCAAAAAGUUCUGACAAUUCUACUUACUCUAUAAUCAUUUAAAGUUUCCAUCUCUGUAGCUCCUUGAUUUUUAAUUUGUUAAAGGUACACACUCCUCACAUUAACACUGUGUCCAAUUGUUCCCAACGCAAAAUGUGAAUUUUUCGUCCAUUUCCCAGAAGCAUUCAAGCUUCCCAUGAUACUUCACAUUCACUUCAUUUCAUCCCUUGUUCCAAUCAUUGCUUCCAGUGUGGUUUCUUCAAGAGAAGCACUGCAGAGUCCAAGUAUACUACCAACUACUACCGGGCACAGCUGGGAGUGCAGCCCUCUGAGGCUGACAGGCAGGCAGAGGAAGAGGCCUAGCUGGUAACACCCAGCACGCGUGUUCUUUACAUGUUACCAUGUGUCCUCUAUUCUAACGUUGACUUGUUGUGGUUGCAAUUAACCCAAUGUUGUUGUGGUUUUAUGUGAUUGAUUAUUUUGCAUGGUGAGAAAUGGCUGAUCUUUCAUUUUAUUUUCUCAGAUAUUCCAAAUGGCCCAUUAUAAUACUUUUAAACUAAUAUAAUACAGAUUUUAUGGACUAAUAUAAGGCAACUUAUUUAACUACCAAUUCUGUUCCAGUGAAGAUAUCAAUAAAGCUUUGUCCUGACAGGUGCAAGAAAUGUGGGAAAAUCUUUAGAUUCUAUCAGAUUUGCUGGUAUUGUAUGAUUCCUUGUUGUUGCUGACCAGUGGUUUAAUGGGGAUUACCAUAGACUUAGAAAAUUCAUGUAAUUUAGGAAAACAGGAUAUUCUUAGAGACAAUGUGGGUUAUGUAUCAAAAGUGUCACAUUUUAGGUAUUUUUCUGGUGCUUUUCGCAUUGGUGUCUAUUUAUUCCAUUAUAUGUGGCAAAAUAUUCCAUACUACUUCUAUUAUUCACCUGCUCAAUUUUGGUUCUUGUUUGUAUUUUUGGUUCACAAAUGUGUUGCAAUCAGCGUAUUAAACAAAAAAGGUGUACAUGUGCUCCUUUUAUUCCCCACUAGUUUUUUCCACCGCUGUCUUUGUGGUGGUUUAUUGUGACAAUUAAGAAACUUUCACACAAUUCCUUUUCUUUGAGUGGAUAAAAAAUACAAAAGAAAAUUGGCCAUACACACAAAACUGAUGUAAAAGCAAAGACAAUAUUUUUUCAUACAUGACCCCAUUGUAUUGGCCAUAAAAAGUCCUAUAACUAAACAGUCCUAUAUUAAAGGCAGUUUAUGUAUAAUGUAUAUGCUAUGUCAAAUCACAGAAACUAGAAAUCCAAUUGGACUGGAAAGGAAGCAUCACACUCAUUGCUUUUACUACUCUUGUUUAAAAAUGUUGUAACUUUAACUUGAAGCUGUUGUAGAGGUGUAUCUCUACAACAUACACCUAUUCUAUACUGUCUGUCAGAACAUUUAUUGUGAAACACAACACAACAGGUUUAUUGAUCUGUUCCAUAAUAUUUGGGUUUAGCUUUAUAACUCAGAAAUAGUCAGAUUAACUCAAGUUGUGUUUGUUCCUUUAUUUUUUUUUCUCUUUUAUUCUAACUUGCACAUCUUGUCUCAUUCUUUUUUUACAGUGUGGUUUCUUCAAGAGAAAACGUUAUCAGGAUGAGAAAUUGCCGCAGUACCAUGCUGUGAAGAUCCCAAAAGAAGAGAGACCAAUGGUGCGAGAAGAGAAGACAGGGACCAUUAAAAAGAAGGAUUGGGUGACAAACUGGAGUGAGGAUGGCUCUUUGAACAGCUCUAGCUAAGGUCCUCUGCUCUUUCCUCCUGCAAACUCAUCUUCUAAGCUGUCCCUGUGGCUGGAAGGCUGGUCCCUUUGGUUUUGGGCUGUAUCUAUUGUUUUAUUUCCUGUUGUUUUGUAUAUGAAGAUGUUAAAGAAUUUUGAGACAUUUUAGCCUAAGUUUUGAUCUGCUGUUUAUCCCCGUCGGUUCCAAAAGGUACCUCUGUGGCAUCAGCACCUUGCAAGGCUCGGAUCACAUUUGGAAAAGAUAACAUUUGAGACAGUUUUGCUUUUUAAUUGACUUUAAACAAUAAUGAAGACAGUCUGCAAGGAAAAAAAACAUUUUUGAGGAUCUUUAUACAGAACAGAUAAAUGAUUUCUUUGCUAUCUGAGAUAUGCAUAUUGUUGCAGCACUGGUAACAUUGACUACAAAUCCAAGGUGACAGAUAAACAGUGCUAGAGAUUAAAGAUAGAAAGAACUGGAGCCAAGUAUCACACUGUGUUCAUUCUAUUUUAUAAGAACUUUAAAUAAUAUUAUGCAUAUGUUUUUAAUAAUGUCAAAAUUGCCUUAAUAGCUCAUUUUCCAGCUUUUGCAGCAUGUUUAUUAUGUUCAUUUAAAUAUGAAUGGUUCAAUAAUUUCAAUGUGUAACAAAGAAGGGCCAGUCCACCUAUUUCUCCAAGAUAACGUGAACACACAGCAAGGCCAUCUGUUGUAAUUGAGAAUGCUUUUAAACUGGUUAGAACUGUGCUAAGAGAACUUUGGAAUGUCUGAUACUGUUUGAAUUGUUGUCACGUCCGCAGAUGUGACAUCAUUGUGACUGUAUUGAACUAUUAAGUGAUAUCAAAAUGAUAGAAAGCUGAAUAAUAAUGUACUGAUAAACUAUGAACAUAGAUGCUGGCAACCGGGGAACUCACUGUCUGGUAGCUCUCAAACUGUUUUAUAUCCAAGCAUCUUUGUCUCAGUGCUAGAUGCCAAACUAUGAUGACCCAACCUUUUUUAUUUGCAAGUAUUUUAAAAACGAUUACAUUAUAUAAUAAUAGUUCCAAUUAACCACAAAGCUUACCGCAGGUGCUAAAUAAUAUAGUCUCUUUGUCUGUUGUAUAUACACACAUUUGUCAAUUUCUCACAAUUUCACACUCGCACUGUCAACCCAACAACCACCAUGAGGAUCUUGUGGAACCAAAGGCUAGAACCACAGGUAAAGUUACCACUGUAUUAGUCAUGUCCUACAAAACUCAGAUGGGAAAAAAUAAGACCUAUGUGACCUCCAAAAUAAAGCUUUAUUUAUGUUAUGCUUGUAAUCUGUAUAAUGGUACACAAAGCAAGAUAGCCAGGCACUUUUUACACACACUCAGUAGAAAUGACUGUCUUGGUUAUCUGUAGUUUUUAAUGAACUGUAAUUUUGUCUGUGUUUUUCCAGAUAUAAAGGCAAAUUAUGGUUGUAUUUUAUAGUUUUAACAAACUUUAAAUCUUAAUUCUCUAAGAAAAGUUAUGCAGAUUUAUGAUUUAUUAUUUGUGGUGCAAAGGUCUCUAUUGUAGGAAACCCGUGGAAUACCCCUGCUGAUUGCUCUACUUUUGAGAUUUUAACUCAGAAUUGAUAUUGCUGAAGCCAUUUAUAUUGGCUUGAAUUAAAAGGCUGUAAAUCGUACAUUUAAGAUUUAAAGGGUUAAUCCAACCUUCCUGACCAUCUCUGCUUUUAAAAGCGGCCAUGGUGCAAAGCAAUCUGUAUGUGCAGCGUUUCUACUUGGAACAUUGUCUAUACACUGCUCCGGGUCCAGUUGCACCUCCGGCACACGUGACUGUGCUUAAUGCGAGUUCUGUGCAAAAUUACCUUCGUCUUCAGCAUUCACUACGUGAUAGCAUUGGAUGUAAUCACCUUCUUCAUUUGCAGACAGCACUUCAAGCAUGCCUGCAAGUAGAAGCAACUAAAUGUGUACAAUAAAAUGUGCCCCCUCCCUCAGCUCUCCACGCUUCCCUACUUGAGCUUUCAUUUGUCUGUGUUUUUUUCUUUUGGUUUCCCCCUCCCCAAUGAGAGCACUCCCUGCUUUACUACCUAAUCUGUAUAUUUUCCUUUAUUCCCUCCUUAUUUGUCCACCCCUUUUCUUUUGCAUGCUCCUUCCCUCCCCAUCUCAUUUCAGACCGCUGCCUUGAAGGUUGUGUAUGGAAUCAUGAGGUGGGCAGGCAGUAGCCAUUUGUCCAACCCCUAGUCCACAGUGCAUGCAUGGUAUAGUGUUCGAAGCUUCUUAUAGGGAAGCAUUGGAUUCAAGGCUUCCUUAUAGAAUAAUCUAAAUUGGCACAUUUACAUGCGCAAAAACUCCAACAGUGCUUCUCAUUGAAAAGCAUUUGAUUGGACCAAGAAAUGGAAAAUGAUAAUGCGGCAAAAGAAGACAAAGAACUUGGUCCAGUACUGGAUUCAAGGUAAGUUUCAAACCACGUUUAAAUGUUCUACAGCAGAAUAAAGUAGGGGGGCCCAGAUAACAAUAACAGAUUAUGACAUUAAAAGCAAUAAUAAUUACAGGCUAAAGUAAGGUAACCCUUUAACAUUACAGUGCCUUGUUAUUGCAAUGCAUGUCACCUGCACCUACUUCUUUGAUUUCAUCACUAAAAAUGCUAUCAGUUUGCGUAUAUCAUUGUUUACAGCAUAUGGGAAGGUAAGAUGUGAAAUGGAAUUAUUAGGGCUUGGAAGAAGUAACCGUCACUAGAUAGGUAUUAGGUUCUUAUAAUAAAAGUACAGCAGAAAUAUAAUUGGAUGCUUAGCGGCAUACUGAUAGAACGGACAGCAAUAUUACACAAGUGGUUUCCUUUGAUAAUUAGAAUGUAACAAUUUUACUGAUAGAUUUUCUUUAUAUUUCUUGAGACUUCACGCUUACCUUUUAGGUUUGGAAAUGCUUUUGAGACACAUUUUUUCACCAAAGAUUUUUCGUAAUUAAGAUUAUUUUCUAACCUUAGUAUGCAAGUAACGUUCACUAGCCGUCACAAUAUGUAAAGUUUGUACAUUCUCACGUUACCCAUUAGUUUAUGGUAGCCAAGUUCACAUAUAAUGACAUUCUGUUAAGAUGCCUGAUACAAGCAUGGAGGAACAUGCCAUACUGUUAUUUAUAGUUAACAUUUAUUCAUCUUCUCUGUGUUCAAUCCAUUGCAGCUAAGGAUUUGAAACAACGUGUUUAUUGCAAUUAAUAGCUGUGGUAUUUCCUACUUCAGAGACAACCAAUAAUAUUUUCUUAGGGGCCAGAAUGGCAGCACAAACCAUAUUUAUAGACUUGACUGUUUACUGGUGAGCUAACCACGAAUGAUGAAAUUAAAGAGAUGCUCACUUUGAUAUUGCAUUUGCCUUUUAUUUUGCCUCGCUUGGAGCUUACUAAACGACAACGAGAAUCAGUCCAAAUGUUGUUUGUUUCGUUGUGGUUCUUUAAAUUUUAUUUUAUCUUAUUCCAAUUUGUGUAUGUUAUAAGCAGAGUAUUAACGCCACUACACUGGAUUUGAUCUUUUAACUACGUUAUUUGACGGCUAAUAAUUUGUGUGUCAUGCUGACAAUAUGGCUUACGCAAAAACAAAUGGUUAUAUAAAUAAAUAUAUUUAUAAAAUAGUGUUGUUCUUCAAUCGCCUAUUAGUUGUGUUCAAGUAAUUCUCAUUUUCCUGCAAACAGAGAAUUUUCACAGAUAAACAGAGAAGCAAAUGUUAGCUAUAGGUAUGUACUGGUAGAAUGCAUAAUUAAUGUUUUAUAAUAGCCAAAGUAUUGGAAUUUCAGUGCAGAGUAUAUGUAGACAUUUUUUAAAAAUUAAAUAUUUAACAAAAUUUACCAUCCUGAAAAAGUUUCAAAGACUAAAGAUUCCAGUGCCUUAGCGGCCUAAUUACAAUAACAUGAGAGCUCACAAAAGUCCAGGUUUUGAGUGAUAUAUAUUUUUCCUGCCUAUUGUGUAUUAAGUAGCUUCAAAAU